Sardina pilchardus (European sardine) is the source of this 3980-nucleotide messenger RNA. It is a transcript of the gene ntrk3b, whose product is annotated as neurotrophic tyrosine kinase, receptor, type 3b. NCBI's taxonomy places the organism in Eukaryota, Metazoa, Chordata, Actinopteri, Clupeiformes, Clupeidae. Gene Ontology annotation, cellular component: signaling receptor complex; plasma membrane; axon. The record is from RefSeq and is a predicted model, not a curated record. Gene Ontology annotation, biological process: positive regulation of kinase activity; cellular response to nerve growth factor stimulus; protein phosphorylation. Gene Ontology annotation, molecular function: neurotrophin binding; transmembrane receptor protein tyrosine kinase activity; neurotrophin receptor activity.
AUGGUAGCACGAGUGUCAAAAACCAUCGUGAACUGUAAUCUUCGGCAGAUUCAGCCGCGAGCCUUCGCUCAGAACCCUCAUCUGCGUCACAUCAACCUGUCCAAGAACCCCCUGUCCACCCUCUCCUGGCAGCUCUUCCAGAGCCUGCAGCUCAUCGAACUGCGUCUGGAGGGGAUCCUGUUUGACUGCGGCUGUGAGAUCCGCUGGAUCCAGCUGUGGCAGCAGAGGGCCAUCUCCGGCCUGAAUGGCCAGCGGCUCUACUGCAAGCGGGGAGGAGGAGCCAAGAUCCCCCUGCGCUCCAUGCACAUCCCCCACUGUGACUUGCCGGACAUCAGUGUGACCCACAGCAACCUGACGGUGAUGGAGGGUGCCAACGUUACCGUCACCUGCAACGGAUCUGGCGUGCCGCUGCCCGAGGUGGACUGGACCGUCAGCGGCCUGCACUCCAUCAACACACACCAGUCGAACGUCUACCCCAGCAACAUCCACUCCAUCAAUCUCACCCUGUUCAACCUGAGCCGGGAAGACAACGGCUUCACUCUCACCUGCAUCUCGGAGAACGUGGUGGGAAUGACCAACGCCUCCAUCCAUCUUGCCGUGCAGUACCCGCCGGUGAUCCUGAAGCUGGAGGAGCCGGAGCAUCGUCACGAGACGUGUGUGGAGUUUGCGGUGCGCGGGCAGCCCCAGCCCAGCCUGCGCUGGUUCCACAAGGGCAAGGAGAUCCUCACCAGCCCCUACAUCCGCGUGGAGGUGGAGCAGUUCCGCGACUUCCAGGAGGGGUGCCUGAACUUCCGCAACCCCACCCACUACGACAACGGCAACUACACCCUCGUGGUGUCCAACUCGCUCGGCACCGUCAACAAGACCGUGUUCGGACACUUCCUGGAUGCCCCGCCCUUCACUGAGGGAGUGGUCAGUUGUAACUCCUCUGUGGUUCCUGCAGGUACUCCCACGCCGACCAACGAGGUGCCAAACAUCCCCGAGGAGGAUUCCUUUGGGCCUGAGGGGGCGCUUGGAUGGGGGCUGUGGGCACGGCCGCAGGGGGAGGUAGUGUACGUAUCUGUGUUUGGUCCAGUGGCGGUCAUCAGUGGCGAGGAAGACUCCGCUAGCCCUCUUCAUCACGUGAACCACGGCAUCAUCACGCCGUGCGCGCUGGACGCGGGGCCGGACGCAGUGGUCAUCGGAAUGAGCCGCAUCCCCGUGGUGGAGAACCCCCAGUACUUUAGACACGGACACAACUGCAGCAAGCCCACCACCUAUGUGCAGCACAUCAAGCGGCGGGACAUCGUGCUGAAGCGAGAGCUGGGUGAGGGGGCGUUCGGGAAGGUGUUCCUGGCAGAGUGCUACAACUUCAGUCCCAACAAGGACAAGAUGCUGGUAGCUGUCAAGACGCUGAAGGACCCGACGUUGGCGGCCAGGAAGGAUUUCCAGCGGGAGGCGGAGCUACUGACGAACCUCCAGCACGAGCACAUCGUCAAGUUCUACGGCGUGUGUGUGGACGGAGACCCUCUCAUCAUGGUGUUCGAGUACAUGAAGCACGGGGACCUCAAUAAGUUCCUCAGGUCCCAUGGUCCUGACGCCAUGAUCCUGGUGGAUGGUCAGCCCAUGCAGAGCAAUGGUGACCUGGGCCUGUCCCAGAUGCUGCACAUCGCGUCCCAGAUCGCCGCGGGGAUGGUCUACCUGGCCUCCCAGCACUUCGUCCACCGCGACCUGGCCACACGCAACUGCCUGGUGGGCAACGGCCUGCUGGUCAAGAUCGGAGACUUCGGCAUGUCCAGAGACAUCUACAGCAGCGACUACUACAGGGUCGGAGGUCACACCAUGCUGCCCAUCCGCUGGAUGCCCCCCGAGAGCAUCAUGUACAGGAAGUUCACCACGGAGAGCGACGUCUGGAGCUUCGGCGUCAUCAUGUGGGAGAUCUUCACCUACGGCAAGCAGCCCUGGUUCCAGCUCGGCAACAACGAGGUGAUUGAGUGUAUUACUCAGGGCCGUGUUCUGGAGCGGCCGCGGGUGUGUCCUAAGGAGGUGUACGACGUGAUGCUGGGCUGCUGGCAGAGGGAGCCCCAGCAGCGGCUCAACAUCAAGGAGAUCCAGAACAUCCUGUUUGCGCUGGGCAAGGCCACCCCCGUCUACAUGGACAUCCUGGGCUAGUCGAGGACGGAGACGCGCCCGCGAUGGACACACACACACACACACACACACACACAUGCACACACACACCACACGCUCGUGCGCCCGUGUCCGUUUCUGUGUGUGUGUGUGUGUGUGUGUGCGUGUGUGUGUGUGUGUGUCCACACACGCGCGUGCCAACUCAAUCCAGGAAUAACCAAACCAACCUUACUGCUCCACUGUACACACAUGGACAAGCUGGGGACGGACUCAAGUGCCUGCUACUUGCUCUUUUGUUUUGGUUUUCGAUACACUGGACAAAACUAUUUAAAGACAAAAACAAAAUAGAAAAAAAAAGAAUGAAAAAUGAACAAAAAAAAAUACUUUUACAUUUUGUUUACUCUCAUACAAUACACAGUGUACAAAGCUAUUCUACAAACAAAGACAAAAAAGAAAACUUUUUUUUCUCUUUAAAAGCUGAGACAAAUUCUAUAAGGAUAUGGGAAGGUGAUAUAUAUGCUCGGCUGGUUUUUGCAACCAGUUGUUUGUAGGUUGGCAACAACACGUAUGAAGAGUAAGAUUUCCAGUGUUUGAUUUUAUAAAUAUAUAUAAAUAUAUUAUAUAUAUUUUUAUUUAUUUAGUGUUUUAUCGGAGGUACGGAUUUCUGCUGUGUCUGAUGCUAAGACCCGCCCCCUCCCCCUUUUUAAGAUGAGUGCUAUUAGCUGUUAGUCUGGGCUUUCAAAGGAAGGCCUUACUACAAUCCGAUUGGUUGGGGCUUCCCGAGGAACGCCUUACUACAAUCCGAUUGGCCAGAACCAGGCUGCCAGGGAGCUAGACUUUUUUACUUAUGCUGAAUUGAUAUGUCACAAGUCCUAGCAAAGGGUGGGGUGGACCUUCAAUCAGUCAAAAAAUACACAAACAUAAAAAAAAUACACAAACAUAUAUAUUUUACUUGUACUUGAUUGUACAUAUUGUACAUUUAUAUAGGUGUCAAACUAUGUUAACUUAUUUUUUCCUACCCUAGGGCAUUUUAGUUGUUUUGUUUUGGCUAUAUGGUAGGUUAAUACUCUAAAGGCUACUCUAAACGUGUGCGUUCAGGAGGGUGUUUGUGUCAUGUUCUUGUUCAUUUUAGCGCUUCGAUCUGAGCGAGCCGAACACCGUGAAGACUGCGCCACCUCUGGCGUCGGACCCGCGGCUGGAAACGAGAUAAAAAAAAUAAACAAAACAAAAGCGAGAGACGUUUUGGAGCGUGCGCGUGUGUGUCCCGGGAGACUUGCUCCAGCGGGGAGCCCAUGGAGUGUGCCGUGCUGUGCUGGGUGUAAAAACAGUAUUUCUCUGUGUACUUCAUCGUCUCCCGCCACCGUAGCGCACAUGCCAGUCAAGUCCCCGUGAGCGCUGACGACGUGAGGCUUUCAGAUCGCUUGUGCUACCGCAGAAGCGGUUACUCGUGUGGAUGUUCUCGUGGGACUUACACGUCAGCUGCCCCCCCGUCCCCGUCCCCCCCCCCCGUCCCCCGUCCCCCUACAGCUCCGGUGCGCGGAGAGUGGUGCUCCAUCGCUAUGGUUACGAUAGUGUGGCCCAAUGAGAACGUUUGUUGCUGCGGCGAGGCUGUCGUCUUGGCAACGCUCCCACAGGCUCCACUUCUUCUGAAAACUUUACUUCCUGCUUCAAAAACCUUUCAGAAUGUCUUUGGGGUUUUUGUUUGUUUGUUUGUUUGUUUGUUUGUUUGUUUUUUACUUUUUUUGUUGUUCAUUUGUUCUUUGUUUUUUGGCUAAUUGCAAUAUCAGAAACAUUUGCAAAGAAGAUAAACUGUAUAAGACAUUAAAAUGUAUGUAUAGACAACUGUGUGAAAUAAAGACAUCUGGCUUAAA